GCUCAGACCACGCAAAAUAUCAACGUCCUGAUGGUAAACGAAGAAGGAAAUAUGCCAGCCGAAAGGGCGGUCAAAGUGGCGUUGGAAUAUAUUCGACGUAGCGGAAGGACUCUCGGCAUCGCCGUCGAACUCGAGACAGUUGUGGGAAAUCGGACGGAUGCCAAAGGAUUACUCGAGUCAUUAUGCGCAAAAUAUUCUGAAAUGAUAACUGGAAAUAAACCUCCCCAUGUUAUCCUGGACACCACGAAGACGGGCGUUUCUUCAGAAACCGUUAAAUCGUUUACUGCCGCCCUCAGUCUGCCAACUGUAAGCGCUUGUUUUGGCCAAGAAGGCGACUUGAGACAAUGGAGAACAAUUGACGAAUUUCAGCAAAAUUACCUACUUCAAAUAAUGCCUCCAGCUGACAUCAUCCCCGAAUCGGUCAGAUCCAUCGUGAAAAUGCAGUCAAUGACGAACGCAGCUAUACUGUUUGAUAAUACUUUUGUGAUGGAUCAUAAAUAUAAAUCACUUCUGCAAAAUUUGCCCACGAGGCAUGUGAUAACAUUAGUGGACGGACCGACAAUCGAAAAAAUUAAAGAGCAACUGGAGAAACUUCGGAAGUUGGACAUCGUCAACUUCUUCAUUUUGGGAAAUCUUGCAACCGUAUCGAGUGUAUUGGAUGCAGCAAAUGCGAAUAAUUAUUUCGGAAGGCAGUACUCUUGGUAUGCGAUAACACAGGAUAAAGGAGAAUUGAAGUGCGCUUGUGACAAUGCCACAGUUAUCUAUUUAAAACCGAGUCCAGAAGCUGCCAGUAGAGAUAGAUUAGGAAAAAUAAGAACCACAUACAACAUGAAUGAGGAACCAGAAAUUGCUUCAGCAUUUUACUUUGAUUUAUCAUUGAGAGCAUUUUUAGCUGUUAAGAAUAUGUACCAAAGUGGGUAUUGGCCUACAGAUAUGAAAUAUUUGACGUGUGACGAGUAUGAUGGUAAAAACUCACCACAGCGGAAAAUUGAUUUGAAAACGAGUUUUAUGAAGGUUCCCGAGCCGAAUACCUAUGGUCCACUGCACUACCCCGACGACGGCGAAGUGUUCAACGGUCACGCGUUCAUGCAGUUCUCCCUAGACAUAAAUGCCGUCUCCGUGAUGAAAGGCUCAUCGGUUGGUACAAUACAACUCGGUUCUUGGAAGGCCGGUCUGGAUUCUGAGCUUUCGUUAAACAAUGAAGAAGACAUGAGGAAUUAUACUGCCGCUAUUGUCCACAGAAUCGCAACCGUCGAGCAACAUCCAUUUAUAAUACGAGAUCCUAGUGCGCCCAAAGGCUUCAGUGGUUAUUGCAUAGAUUUGAUAGAAGAAAUAAGAAGAAUUGUGAACUUCGACUACGAAAUUGAAACUGUUGCUGAUGGUAAAUUUGGAAACAUGGAUGAAAGUGGAAAUUGGAAUGGAAUAGUUAAACAAUUAAUGGAUAAAAAGGCUGAUAUUGGUCUUGGAUCAAUGUCUGUGAUGGCCGAAAGAGAAAAUGUAAUAGAUUUUACCGUGCCUUAUUAUGAUUUAGUAGGCAUCACUAUAUUAAUGAAACUACCUAAAACGCCAACGUCUUUGUUCAAGUUUUUGACUGUGUUAGAAAAUGAUGUCUGGUUGUGUAUUCUAGCAGCUUACUUCUUUACGAGUUUCUUAAUGUGGGUAUUCGAUCGAUGGAGCCCAUAUAGUUACCAAAACAAUAGAGAAAAAUAUAAGGACGAUGAAGAAAAACGGGAAUUUAAUAUCAAAGAAUGCCUUUGGUUUUGCAUGACGUCGCUUACUCCUCAAGGUGGUGGUGAGGCACCCAAAAAUCUUUCCGGAAGAUUGGUUGCCGCUACGUGGUGGUUAUUUGGAUUUAUUAUAAUUGCUUCAUACACAGCUAAUCUGGCUGCCUUUCUCACUGUGUCUCGAUUGGAUACGCCGGUCGAAUCUUUGGAUGAUUUGUCCAAACAAUAUAAAAUUUUAUAUGCGCCACUAAAUGGGUCAUCGGCGAUGACGUAUUUUGAAAGAAUGGCGGAUAUUGAAGAAAGAUUUUAUGAAAUUUGGAAAGAUAUGAGCCUGAACGACAGUUUGACCGACGUGGAAAGAUCUAAGUUGGCAGUGUGGGAUUACCCUGUAAGUGAUAAAUAUACAAAAAUGUGGCAAGCUAUGAAGGAAGCUGGACUUCCUAAUUCUAUGGAAGAGGCUCUUGCAAGAGUUCGAGCCUCCAAAUCAUCAAGUGUAGGCUUCGCAUUUUUAGGAGAUGCAACCGAUAUUAGAUAUCAAGUGCUAAUCAGCUGCGAUUUGCAAAUGGUCGGUGAAGAAUUUUCUCGGAAACCGUAUGCAAUCGCUGUGCAACAGGGUUCUCCAUUAAAAGAUCAAUUUAAUAAUGCAAUUCUGCAACUACUAAACAAGCGUCAGCUAGAAAAACUGAAAGAAAAGUGGUGGAACAAGAACAAAAACAAGAUGGAUUGUGAGAAACCCGAAGAUCAAUCUGAUGGUAUUUCAAUUCAAAACAUUGGAGGUGUAUUCAUAGUAAUUUUCGUAGGAAUUGGAUUAGCUUGUAUAACAUUAGUGUUUGAGUAUUGGUACUACAAAUACAGAAAGAAUCCUAAAGUCAUUGAUGUUGCUGAGGCACCAUCUCCGCCAAUCAAGGAAAAACAUCAGAAAAUGCAGCAGAAUUUACCAGGCGACGUUGUAGCUCCUGGACAAAACCAAGCCAUCAGGGCGAGAUAUCAGUAUCCGCCCGCAAAUUUUAGAUCCAGAUUUUAG
This is a messenger RNA of Ctenocephalides felis (cat flea), 2748 nucleotides long. Its product is annotated as ionotropic receptor 25a-like. NCBI's taxonomy places the organism in Eukaryota, Metazoa, Arthropoda, Insecta, Siphonaptera, Pulicidae. Gene Ontology annotation, molecular function: transmitter-gated monoatomic ion channel activity involved in regulation of postsynaptic membrane potential; glutamate-gated receptor activity. Gene Ontology annotation, cellular component: postsynaptic membrane; plasma membrane. The transcript is spliced from 13 exons. Bases 31 to 2748 code for a protein of 905 amino acids. Gene Ontology annotation, biological process: modulation of chemical synaptic transmission; synaptic transmission, glutamatergic; monoatomic ion transport. The record is from RefSeq and is a predicted model, not a curated record.